Molecule: messenger RNA, 863 nt
Organism: Fomitopsis serialis
Lineage: Eukaryota; Fungi; Basidiomycota; Agaricomycetes; Polyporales; Fomitopsidaceae
Exons: 3
Coding region: 1-477 (158 amino acids)
Source: RefSeq, a predicted model, not a curated record
AUGUUCGAGAUCCUAUCAUUUUCGGUCCUCCAGGUCCUCUCGGUGGUUUCGUUCCUCACCUCAAUCCUUGCUGUGCUCCAUGUCGGAGCGGGUUCGCUGCACCGACUAUCGAACAAGUUUGAGGCAGAUCUCAACCUGCCCCAGCUGUCUCUGAACACGGGCAAGCCGCAUUUGUGGAACUGGAGCGCGCUGCCUGUGUCGUUCUCGCUGAGCAGCAUACUGGGCGAGGAGACCCAGGAGAGGUCUGCGGAUGAGAAGGGACUUGGGUUUAUGGGCGGGUCUGAUAUAAUGAGGGUCCACUGGCAAGUCGGACGACCCAGAUUAGGUCCUCAUUUCUACGAGUCGCAGCCUCCAUUGUCCAUGGCGAAAGUCAUCAUGUCCCGCCACUCACAGCGUCGGCCAGCUCGCCUCCAACGACGCAUGUCGGGCGCGCCCCGCCCUACACUACCAUCACGACUUGUCGAGUCCGUUGUCUAGACUGCACGCCCACGCCAUGUUCUCCUGAAUGACUCUGCAUGACGCAUGACAUUCGCACGACCUGCGCGCUCCCUCCUUACGGCCGCAGCUAAAACGGAUUUACCCAUUUCGUCCCACAAUACCCUGACCCUCCAAGGUCCUUCGCCAGCGCGGCGAAUAGUCGCUGCGCUACUUCGCUUUCGAACUUUUUGACUGUGUUAUUAUUAUUGUCUACCGGGGACUCGUCGAUGCUGAAGGGCAGUGCUGCCACUACGCGUUUUGGUUGUAUCACUGUUGUGUGAUGUAGGAAGAGCGGACUCUUCUAGUAGUCUACUGUACCUUUUGUUUGUUUUCGCUAUUGCUACUUACAUUCUAUUCCAUGAAUACAAGUCACGUCUGAACUGUUU